Molecule: messenger RNA, 2214 nt
Organism: Juglans regia (Persian walnut)
Lineage: Eukaryota; Viridiplantae; Streptophyta; Magnoliopsida; Fagales; Juglandaceae
Product: probable acyl-activating enzyme 2
Exons: 2
Coding region: 145-1917 (590 amino acids)
Source: RefSeq, a predicted model, not a curated record
AAUGCUAACAUUAAUAUUUCCGCUCGGAUUUGUUCUGAUCAAUCCUUUGAACACGAGCAGUUUUCAAUCCCUUACACAAACCAAUAAUUACUUGCUAUAUUAUCUCCCCCAACUUCGCUGUCAAGUCUCUGUUCCUCCGCCACCAUGAACCACCUGUUCAGGAACUCCUGGACUCGCUUCGUUUGUAGUUUCAAUCGAUUUCAUUUUUCUAUCACUCAAAAUUCUAGUAAAUUCUCUCACUUUUCCGGGAGGUUCGAGCCAGAAUCAUGGAGAUCGAUGGAGGGUAUGGUUCAUUGCUCAGCAAAUCACGUUCCUUUGUCUCCCAUAAGUUUCUUAGACCGAGCGGCAAAGGCUUUCAGAGACAGAACCUCGGUCGUGUAUGGUUCUGUGAAAUAUACAUGGGGUGAAACUCAUGAACGAUGUCUGAGACUGGCCUCUGCUCUGACACAGCUGGGAAUUUCUACGGGGGAUGUGGUUGCAACCCUGGCCCCUAAUGUCCCUGCAAUGCAUGAGCUACAUUUUGCAGUUCCAAUGGCAGGGGCAGUUCUCUGUACGCUUAAUACACGCUAUGAUUCAGCAAUGUUGUCAUCCCUACUAACACAUUCAGAAGCAAAGAUCAUUUUUGUAGACUACCAGUUACUUGAAAUUGCUCGUGGAGCAUUCCAGGUUCAUGAAAAGACAGGUGCAGAGCCGCCACUCCUAGUGUUGAUAUCUGAAUCUGAUGGCCCAUGUCCUGUUGACAUUACUUCUAACACUUACGAAUAUGAGAGUCUUCUGGCAAAUGGACAGAAUGGAUUCCAGGUAAGACGUCCAAAUUGUGAAUGGGAUCCUAUCAGCCUAAAUUACACCUCGGGCACAACAUCUAGACCAAAAGGAGUCGUAUAUAGUCACAGAGGUGCAUAUCUCAAUUCAUUGGCAACAGUUCUUCUCCAUGGAAUAGGCUCAAUGCCAGUUUACCUUUGGACUGUGCCUAUGUUUCAUUGCAACGGGUGGUGCCUCAUUUGGGGGUUGGCAGCUCAGGGAGGCACCAAUAUAUGCCUUAGAAAAGUUACUCCAAAGGGUAUAUUUGACAGCAUCGCUAAGCACAGUGUCACCCACAUGGGAGGGGCACCAACUGUCCUGAACAUGAUUGUGAAUUCCCCAGUCAGUGACCAAAGUCCACUUCCUCACAAGGUGGAAGUGAUGACAGGCGGUGCACCACCACCUCCACAAAUUAUUUCCAAAAUGGAAGAGCUGGGUUUUGGUGUGUCUCACUUGUAUGGCCUCACCGAGACAUAUGGUCCUGGGACUUCUUGCAUAUGGAAACCCGAGUGGGAUUCUUUACCUCUUGAUGAAAGAUCCAAACUGAAAGCCCGACAAGGGGUGCAUCAUCUUGGUUUGGAGGAGGUUGACAUAAGAGAUCCUGUCACACUGGCAAGGGUACCGGCUGAUGGUAAAACUAUGGGUGAGAUCAUGUUUAGAGGCAAUACUGUAAUGAGUGGAUACCUCAAAGAUUUGAAAGCCACAGAAGAAGCUUUCAGUGGUGGAUGGUUUCGAAGUGGGGAUCUUGCAGUGAAACAUCCUGAUAAUUAUAUAGAAGUGAAGGACCGCUUGAAGGAUAUAGUAAUUUCUGGCGGGGAGAACAUAAGCACAGUUGAGGUAGAAACAGUUUUGUUUGGUCAUCCAGCAGUUCUUGAGGCUGCAGUUGUUGCACGACCGGAUGAUCACUGGGGCCAGACGCCUUGUGCAUUUGUGAAGUUAAAAGAGGGAUAUGAUCAUGUCAGUGCUCAAGAAAUAAUCAAGUUUUGUCGGGAUCAUUUACCACAUUACAUGGCUCCUCGGACUGUAAUUUUUGAGGAUUUGCCUAAAACUUCGACCGGAAAGACACAAAAGUUUAUUUUGAGAGAGAAAGCAAAGACUAUGGGCAGCCUCUCUUGACCAAAAGUGUAACAAAAUGUUGAAGCAUGCCAAUUUCUCUUAAUUAUUAGUUUGUUCUUCUUUAAUUCAAGAACAAACAGUCAUUAGGUUCACUAAUUCAUUAUCUAGUCUCCAACCCACGUACAAACACAUCAACUGAGAGCCAGAACCAUGUGCAAAGUUACAGGUUGAUCAAGAGCAUCUAACCGAUUAUUGUAAGGGUGCCAAGUAUCAAGAAGUACAAUAUCUUGUUUUUAUACGGCAGGAUAAUGUUUCAGGUUGAGGCUGAUAAUGUAGGGGGCAACAAUGGAACCGCAA